GGGCUUUAAGACUCGGGUGUAUGUGGCUUAAAGUGUUGGCUAAGGGUUAGUUUAGCCUACAUCCACUUUGCUUCAACUUCAGAACAGGAACAAAUUUUAUAGUAGGUUUAGAUAGAUUUUAGAUUCCAAGGCGCAGAAGCUCAACUUUCACCACCAAUAUCCAAUAGUGGUGGUGAGAUAUUGAAUAUCGCGUAUUUGAGUAGUAUCGAUUGAUCGAGUAGUUGAAUGAUGAGGAGCUGGAAAGUGUUGAGUGCAUCGAGGUGCUUGAGAGCACGAGGGCAACUAACGUUGCGGCAAGAUGCACUUGACCAUAAUCCCCUCUUUUUUUCCGGCGCUUUGCAUUUUAACCGUGUUCCAACCCCAACAGGCGGCGGUAGCAGCUCUUUUUUUGGGAAAAGUCCCACUCUCAUCACCUGCAACCCUAGAAAUGCAUGCUCAUGGAAUCUCGUCAAGAGAUAUACUAAUGUUAACGCCUGCGUUAACAAUUCUUCCUUUUUCCCCCUGUCCACGCCCUACCAGCAGCCGGAUUCGAUACCAAACGGGCGCUUAUCAUUCUCAUCUUCAGCCUCAAGUAACGAUGACGACAAAUUCCAAAAUAAAGCAUCAUCUGGUACCGAGAAAAGAAAAGCUGCAGACGUGCAAAUUCUACGCACUCUAGCGGGCUAUUUGUGGAUGAAGGGUAAUUUGGAGUUCCGUUUAAGGGUGAUGACUGCCCUGGGAUUCCUUGUUGGGGCUAAGCUUUUGAAUGUUCAGGUUCCCUUCCUCUUCAAGCUUGCUGUUGACUGGUUGACCGCCCCCAAUGCCACUGCUCUUGCCGACUCUACUCUUGCGGCUAUUUUUGUUACCCCUAUUGCAGUAUUAAUUGGUUAUGGCAUUGCCCGUACCGGAGCUUCUGCUUUCAACGAACUGCGUACUGCUGUAUUUUCAAAAGUAGCAUUACGAACAAUCCGCUCUGUUUCCAGGAAGGUCUUUUCACAUUUGCAUGAUCUUGAUCUUCAGUACCAUCUUAGUCGAGAAACCGGUGCUCUAAAUAGAAUAAUUGAUCGUGGUAGCCGCGCAAUCAAUUUUAUUCUUUCAUCUAUGGUGUUCAAUGUUGUUCCCACCAUUUUAGAGAUAUCUAUGGUAUCAGGUAUACUGGCAUACAAAUUUGGAGCACCUUUUGCAUGGAUAACUUCUCUCUCUGUUGCUGCAUAUAUUGCAUUUACUUUGAGUGUGACUCAGUGGAGAACCAAAUUUAGGAAAGCUAUGAAUAAAGCUGAUAAUGAUGCAAGUACAAGGGCCAUUGAUUCACUUAUCAAUUAUGAGACAGUUAAAUAUUUCAACAAUGAAGCUUUUGAAGCUGAAAAGUAUGAUGAGUUCUUAAAGAGGUAUGAAGAUGCUGCCUUGAAAACACAACGGAGUCUUGCUUUUCUGAAUUUUGGCCAAAAUGUGAUAUUUAGCUCAGCUUUAUCUACCGCUAUGGUGUUGUGCUCACAUGGAAUUAUGAAUGGCCAAAUGACAGUUGGUGAUUUGGUUAUGGUGAAUGGGCUACUUUUCCAGCUCUCUCUCCCACUCAAUUUCCUUGGUAGUGUUUAUCGUGAGACCAUACAGAGUCUUGUUGACAUGAAAUCCAUGUUUCAAUUACUUGAGGAGAAGGCUGAGAUUAGUGACAAGCAAGAUGCAAAACCUCUGAAGCUGAAUGGGGGAAGCAUUCUGUUUGACAAUGUGCAUUUCAGUUACCUGGCAGAAAGAAAGAUUCUGGAUGGGAUAUCUUUUAUUGUACCAGCUGGGAAAAGUGUGGCUAUUGUUGGAACUAGUGGAAGUGGCAAGUCAACCAUUCUGCGAUUGCUCUUCAGGUUCUUUGAUGCUCAUUCAGGAAGUAUCAGGAUUGAUGGUCAAGACAUUCGAGAUGUAACACUAGAUAGUCUUCGACAGUCUAUUGGUGUUGUGCCACAAGAUACUGUACUCUUCAAUGAUACAAUAUUUCACAAUAUACAUUAUGGUCGUCUUUCAGCGAAAAAAGAAGAGGUUUACGAGGCUGCUAAACGGGCUGCAAUUCAUGAGACUAUCAUGAACUUCCCUGAAAAAUAUUCAACUGUUGUUGGGGAACGAGGGCUUAAGUUAAGUGGUGGUGAGAAACAACGCGUGGCUCUUGCUCGUGCAUUCCUGAAAGCUCCAGCCAUUUUGUUGUGUGAUGAAGCUACUAGUGCCCUUGACAGUACAACUGAAGCAGAGAUAUUGAAUGCAUUGAAGUCACUAGCAAAUAAUAGAACUUCAAUCUUCAUUGCUCACAGGCUUACAACAGCAAUGCAGUGCGAUGAGAUAAUAGUUCUGGAGAAUGGCAAGGUUGUUGAACAGGGACCACAUGACAUUCUCUUGGGGAAGGCAGGAAGAUAUGCGCAGCUGUGGUCACAGCAAAAUAGUUCCAUGGAUGCCAUAGACACAGCGGUGAAAGUUGAGGCCUGAAAUUUAAAAUAUAGUCCUGUACAAGGAAACCGGAUCGUGACAAAGCUUAAAUAGCCAUACAAAAUUUGUAGUUCAAAUGUAGCACCAUCGCAAUUCUUCCGUGCCCUUCUUGGCAAGAUGGAGGUGAAGUUAUGUAUGUUAUCUUCUCUUUCAAUACUGGGGCAAAGCUGUUGUGUCUGAUUUAUUGUACAGUUAUGAUGCGUCAAACUAAAGCAUCUGAACUAGAUACCAAUAGUUAAAUACCAUGAUAUGGUGUUAUUGAUCGUAUUAUCAGUGGUACCCAUUAUUGGGCAAAAUAAAAUCAAUGCAGUGUGUGACUGCGUUAUUCCUUUAGCAUA
Messenger RNA from Gossypium raimondii (Peruvian cotton), 2783 nucleotides. RefSeq names its product ABC transporter B family member 25, mitochondrial. Gene Ontology annotation, biological process: intracellular iron ion homeostasis; transmembrane transport. The transcript has 19 exons. Gene Ontology annotation, molecular function: ABC-type transporter activity; ATP binding; ATP hydrolysis activity. The record is from RefSeq and is a predicted model, not a curated record. Gene Ontology annotation, cellular component: mitochondrial inner membrane. Lineage: Eukaryota; Viridiplantae; Streptophyta; Magnoliopsida; Malvales; Malvaceae. The coding region runs from base 226 to 2445 and encodes 739 amino acids.